AUGCUCUUUGCUACAUGCAACAAACGUCUUCGAGAAGAUGUCGAUGAACCCGAACCAAUACGACGACGCCUGAUCACCAAAAAUACAAUCCAUGACAUGACCCUCAAGAGCUAUAUGCAACACAACGACAGCUUUGCCGACUUGAGUAUAUCCAAAUUGUUGAAUCAUGCAAGGCAUCUUGUGUUGUUUUGUUAUAGAAACGACUUUACACCACAAGCGAUUCAAGACAUAACCGAUAUCCAAAACUAUGCGGCACAAUUCCUUGCUCUUGAAGCUGUGCCACUCGCAUUAUCCACAGAUACCACCAUGACCCAUCGUGCCUUUGCACGAUUAUUACCACAACCCCUUGGUUUUCCCCUUGUCUCAGACAAUGUACGAUUGUUUUGUAACCAUCUCGGCACCUUGGACAAAGAACAUGGAUGCUCUAAAAGGGCCAUUUUCAUUAUCAAUCCAGACAAAGAAAUUGUUUAUUGUCGGCUUUAUGAUGACACGACUCCUUUUCAUAUUGACCCUUUGAUUCAACACAUAUCCUGA
Messenger RNA from Lichtheimia ornata, 534 nucleotides. RefSeq lists its product as uncharacterized. The transcript is spliced from 6 exons. Gene Ontology annotation, molecular function: thioredoxin peroxidase activity. Lineage: Eukaryota; Fungi; Mucoromycota; Mucoromycetes; Mucorales; Lichtheimiaceae. Bases 1 to 534 code for a protein of 177 amino acids. The record is from RefSeq and is a predicted model, not a curated record. Gene Ontology annotation, biological process: cellular response to stress; response to oxidative stress; hydrogen peroxide catabolic process. Gene Ontology annotation, cellular component: cytosol.